Humulus lupulus (European hop) is the source of this 726-nucleotide messenger RNA. RefSeq names its product pentatricopeptide repeat-containing protein At2g27800, mitochondrial-like. NCBI's taxonomy places the organism in Eukaryota, Viridiplantae, Streptophyta, Magnoliopsida, Rosales, Cannabaceae. Gene Ontology annotation, molecular function: protein binding. The transcript has a single exon. The record is from RefSeq and is a predicted model, not a curated record.
AUGUUACCAUCCAUUAUAUAUUUUUUCACAGAAGCUAGGAAGUUGACUAGAGCUAUCAAUAUAUAUAAGCACAUGAAGAACAGCAGGAACUUGGGUUGUAGGCCUUCAAUUAGAACUUAUAAUACUCUUUUUGCGGCAUUUUUGAGUAGGGGAAACAAUUCUUACAUUAACCAUGUGCAUAUGGACACCAUUAGAGGUCUGUUUAGGCAAAUGGUGAGUGAUGGAAUCGAACUUGAUAUAUUCUAUUUGAAUUCCAUGGUUAAGGGGUAUGUCCUUUCUCUUCAUGUUAACAAUGCACUUAGAAUAUUUCACCAGAUGGGUGUAGUCUAUAACUGCAUUCCAAACUCGUUUACCUAUGAUUAUCUGAUCCACGGAUUAUGUGCUCAAGGCAGGACGAACAAUGCUACAAAUUUAUGCAGUGAAAUGAAGAGUAAAGGCUUUAUUCCUAGUGGUAAAUCUUACAACUCACUUAUGAAUGCUUUGGCUCUUAGCGGAGAUGUUGAAGAGGCGAUUAAGUAUCUGUGGGAGAUGAUUGAAUAGUAGAGGUCGGCUAAUAUUAUAACAUAUAGAACAGUACUGGAUGAGGUAUGCAGAAGUGGUAGGAUCGAAGAUGUAAUGAAGCUGUUGAAGCAGUUCCAAGAGAAAGACCAAGUGGAUGGACAUUUGUAUAGGAGACUUCUACAUGUACUCGAAGAUGACUAUGGACAUUCAACUAACAAUAAUUAA